AUGGGCGCUGAGGCGGGCGGGCCGCGGGGCACCGCGCCGGGCCAGCAGCUCCGCGCCCUCUUCUACGCGGUGACGCCCGGAGAGAGCUCCUUCCGCACGGUGGAGGAGGUGCCCGACUACGUAGAGAAGAGUAUUCCAUUCUUCAUUACUUUUAUUGGGCUGGAGUUUGCUGUCAGCUGGAUUCAGAAGCGUAAGCUGCCGGGUCGGAUCAAUGAUGGGAUAAGUUCUCUUUCCUUGGGUAUCCUGUCCCGACUACCAGAUGUUUUAUUCAGAAGUAUUGAGUUAAUUAGUUACAUAUACGUAUGGAAUAACUACAGACUCUUUGAACUGCCCUGGGACUCUCCAUGGACAUGGUAUCUGACAUUUCUGGGAGUGGACUUUGCAUACUACUGCUUUCAUCGCAUGAGCCAUGAGGUUAAUAUACUGUGGGCUGCACACCAAGUACACCAUAGUUCAGAAGAUUACAACUUAUUCACAGCCUUGAGACAAUCUCUACUGCAGAAAUACACCUCCUGGAUGUUCAACUUGCCCAUGGCUCUUUUCAUUCCCCCUUCGGUGUUUGCUGUUCAUUUACAGUUUAAUCUGCUUUACCAGUUUUGGAUACAUACAGAGCUUAUCACCAAACUUGGGCCUCUGGAAUGGAUACUUAAUACUCCCAGUCAUCACAGAGUUCAUCAUGGUAGAAAUCCUUACUGCAUUGACAAAAAUUAUGGUGGCACACUCAUUAUCUGGGACAGGAUAUUUGGAACAUUUGAGGCCGAAGAUGCAAAAGUUGUAUAUGGCUUAACACAUCCAGUAAAUUCAUUUGACCCCAUCAUGCUCCAGUUACGUCCCUUGGCUCAUAUUUGGAACACGUUUUGGGCCACACCUGGAUUCUGCAAUAAGCUUUCUGUCAUAUUCAAAGGGCCAGGCUGGGGACCAGGCAAACCUAGACUUGGCCUUCCUGAGGAAAUCCCAGUGAUCACUGGAAAAGAAGUUCCCUUCAACCCACAUGUACCAGCUUAUCUUAAUUGCUAUGCACUUGUACAUUUUGCUGUAAUACUGGACUUGUACAUCGAACUUCUUGCUUCUAUGACUAUGUUGUCACAGGGAACAGUUCUCGUGAGAAUUGGCUUUAUCAUUCUGUCCCUGGCAUCUUUUGGACUACUUAUGGAGAACAAGUCCAAAGCAGGAAUUUUGGAAAUCAUUCGCUGUUUAGUCUUCAUAGCUGCUUACGAACUUGACUACUUCAGGUGUCAUUUUUCCUUCUUGGGCUAUGCAUCUGAGGUCUUGUUUUCCCUCUGUGCUGCAUUCUGGGGAAUCCAAAUUAUGAAGCGGAUCACUUCAUUCAAAGAUAAACACCACUGAAAGAGCGGAUCUAACAUCACCUUAAAUGUGGAAACAGCACUUCAGAAUAACCUUCUAAGUUCCUUGGAAUUAAUCAACCAUGAAUCAUGCUGUAUUGCAAUCAGUUCACUUAUGAUAUGAGAGAUUUGUGAUUUCCUAUGAAGGUUUGAAAGAUUCCUAAGGGAGUAUAAUAAUUUUAUUUGAUUUUUUUAAAGAAAUAUUUAAUUUCUUCCCAAUUUAAAUCAAAUAUUCAUGCAGAGCAUAGAUUUUUGCAUUCAUAGGAUUACAAAUUCUUCAAAACCAUGUAAAACUAAUUUAAUUUUUGCAGUGAUUUUGUUAGUAAUAAUAUGUGAAAAGUAUUUUUCACAAGAGGAAUAAUUAAAAUCAUAUCUGAUGUAA
This is a messenger RNA of Agelaius phoeniceus (red-winged blackbird), 1725 nucleotides long. RefSeq names its product alkylglycerol monooxygenase (gene AGMO). NCBI's taxonomy places the organism in Eukaryota, Metazoa, Chordata, Aves, Passeriformes, Icteridae. The record is from RefSeq and is a predicted model, not a curated record. Gene Ontology annotation, biological process: lipid biosynthetic process. Gene Ontology annotation, cellular component: endoplasmic reticulum. Gene Ontology annotation, molecular function: iron ion binding; glyceryl-ether monooxygenase activity.